UUGACUUGGGUUUUCUAGACCAGGAAAUUAGCGGUGACUCAGAAUAUCACUUCUCAACAGCAGUGGUGUCGUCCGAAGUACGAAGCAGAAAAAGAGUAUCCUAACUAUACUCGGAGGUUUUUCCUGAGAUAUUCACAAUCAAAACUUUUAAGAAUGUCGCUGUAUCCAUCCCUCGAGGAUCUUAAGGUGGACAAGGUCAUGAAGGCACAGACCCAAUUUGCCCAUACCACUGCUACCCCAGCCAUCGCUGAGGGGACCUACCAGCCACCGGCUGCUGGGCUGGGGAUGCCAUCAUCAGCCCUGUACCCGAACCUGGAGGAGCUGGGAGAGUACAUGGGCCUUAGCCUCGACAGUGAUGAGGUGCAGAGGAACAUGGCCUUGGUGCCCAUGGCAGACAAUCAGGUGGCGGUGUCCUCUGGCAUGGGCAUCAGUGGCAUGGUGUGUCCCGUGACGGGGUCAGACUUGGGCAUCAAGAGGGCAGAGAUCCGUCCCGGCCUGCGUGAGAUCAUCCUCUGUAAGGACCAGGAUAGGAAGGUCGGCCUGAGGCUAAGAGCCAUCGACAAUGGCGUGUUUAUCCAGCUGGUUCAGGCCAACUCCCCGUCCGCCCUAGGGGGCCUGCGCUUCGGGGACCAGGUCCUCCAGAUCAACGGGCAGAACUGUGCUGGCUGGAGCCUGGACAAGGCCCACAAAGCCCUGAAGGUUGCUGCGGAGACCCGCAUCGAGCUCAUUGUCCGGGACAGGCCGUUCCAGCGUACUGUCACCAUGCACAAAGACAGCUCAGGCCACGUUGGGUUCAUCUUCAAGUCGGGCAACAUCACCUCGCUGGUCAAGGAUGGUUCGGCCGCUCGCAACGGCCUGCUGACGGCCCACUGCAUCUGUGAGAUCAACGGACAGAAUGUUAUCGGCCUCAAGGAUGCUCAGAUCAAGGACGUCCUGACCACCUCUCCUACAGCCAUGACCAUCACCAUCAUGCCCAAGUUCAUCUACGAUCACAUGGUCAAGAGAAUGUCCAGCGGUCUGCUGCGGUCAGCCAUGGAUCACUCUGUGCCAGAGGUGUGAAGGCCGGAACGUGACCACGUCUCCUGCAGGAUGCCUACAAUCUCCAGAGUUCCCAUUGGGCCCCCAAAACAGCCAAUAGGGUCAACUCGCUCUCGCUCUCUGUACUGAAAAACUUAUUGUAUCACAGUCACCGCCUUCGUCUUUCAUCGUAGCAUAAUCUAAAUAUACCUUUUUUUUUUUUCAAUGGUUCAAAUAUUGUUAUUCGAUGUAGUUCCUUUUCUACUUCUAUCCCUUUUGUCUAUUUUUACAUGAUAACUCUUGUAGUCCAGUAUUGUUUUCUUAUAAUUAUGUUUGUGGCAUUGCAUCGAGUACACCUUUGUUUUAAAGCCAUGCGCACUAUCAUGAGUCCAGAGCUUCCCCAUAAAGAGCAUGGAAAUGGUUAUUUGGCUCGUGACCUUUCACCUUUUGUGUCAAAAUGCUGUAAAAGCCAAUGAUCUCCAUGGUUGUUGAUCAUAAACCUGUUCCCCUAUGCAGCUGGGACAUUACGCUGGGCGGACCCACUAAGUGCACUUUCCUGUUAGAAGUCGUCCUUCCUGUAACCAUUAAUGUUUUUUUUAUUGUUCCAAGUCGAGUCAAAAUUAACUACUACAUUCUUGUUGACAUAUGUUGAAGUAUGUAGAAGUUAACUGGGAAUGGAUUUGUUUGCACAAAGUAAUCAAGAAACUGAAGUUAUUAAUAUGUACGUAUCGAGGGUUCCAACAAUCAUUUCCUAUACUUGUUGAUUGAUGUGCACAGCAAGACGGAAAACGUGACCUGGGCUCAGAAUCACAAAACAAUUCUCACCAAAAAGUUACUUAAGAAACAAAGCAUUAACAUUUCCAAUAACCUUUUUGAGGAAUAGCAACUUUGCUUAACUCUCGUCAUAAGUCCAGAGUUAAGGAAAGAAAUGGCAGUUAAGAAGACAUUUCUUCUUAUGAAGGUUUUGUAAAUCUGGUCCCUGAUCAGUGAGUUUCUUUUUAAUAUUAGAAUGUUAUUUUAUUGCUCUUCUUGUUUGGAGGCGUGUUUUGUAUUGCAUUUUGAUGUAAUCUUUGAUAAACAACACACAGCCAUUCAUUCUGUAAAUGCUAGAAUCUAAAUGUUUCUAUACGAAUGUAAAGGGGAAGGGGGAUACCUAGUCAGUUGUACAACUGAAUGCAUUCAACUGAAAUGUCUUCUGCAUUUAACGUAACCCAAGAUAAUUCAUGUAAAACAAACAAAUAAAUAAUCAUUUUGUUCACAUUUUAAAUUUUGCUA
Messenger RNA from Salvelinus namaycush (lake trout), 2292 nucleotides. RefSeq names its product syntenin-1-like. Gene Ontology annotation, molecular function: protein binding. NCBI's taxonomy places the organism in Eukaryota, Metazoa, Chordata, Actinopteri, Salmoniformes, Salmonidae. The transcript has 9 exons. Bases 154 to 1059 code for a protein of 301 amino acids. The record is from RefSeq and is a predicted model, not a curated record. Gene Ontology annotation, cellular component: plasma membrane; cytoplasm.